This is a messenger RNA of Trichomycterus rosablanca, 4081 nucleotides long. RefSeq names its product EH-domain containing 3 (gene ehd3). The record is from RefSeq and is a predicted model, not a curated record. NCBI's taxonomy places the organism in Eukaryota, Metazoa, Chordata, Actinopteri, Siluriformes, Trichomycteridae. The transcript has 6 exons. Gene Ontology annotation, molecular function: GTP binding; calcium ion binding; protein binding. Gene Ontology annotation, biological process: endosomal transport; endocytosis. The coding region runs from base 433 to 2040 and encodes 535 amino acids. Gene Ontology annotation, cellular component: plasma membrane; cytoplasm.
AAUCCGUAAUUGGACGAGCUUUUAGUUUGCUUGUGUAAUUGUGUCAUUAUUUUGUCAUUUGCGUUUAUAAACACGUUGUUUUUUUUGGCUAAUUUUAAUAGCGAUAUACUGUGUGACAAUAAUACAGUAGGUUGUUUCUCGAUCACAGCUGUGUAACGGAAGAUCUUAUAUUUAACGAUGGUUGUAGUUAUGGUAUGGGAAUAGCAUUUUAUGUAUUAGCUUAGGCUCAUAUUUUUGUCACUGGCUUCAACUGUACCAACUGCAUUUUGUGCCUAGCAUGGCCUGCAAAGCCGCAGUUUAGAAUGCCAGUAUAUUGGUUUUGACUUUACAAUAGGUUAAUUACACGUCCAUUUGCAGAAAUCGAUUCCAAAAUCGUCCGCUAAAAACGCGACAUCUCUUUGAACGAGAAAGAAAAGGUCCACAAGCUGCGCGAUGUUUAGCUGGCUAAGUACUGACGAUAGGAGAAAAAGAGACCCUGAGGUGUUUCAGACCGUCAGCGAGGGACUCAAGAAGCUCUACAAAACUAAACUCCUUCCCUUAGAAGAACAUUACAAGUUCCAUGAGUUCCACUCUCCUGCAUUGGAGGAUGCGGACUUCGACAAUAAGCCUAUGCUUCUGCUUGUGGGACAAUAUUCCACUGGGAAAACGAGCUUUAUCCGAUACUUGCUGGAACAAGACUUCCCAGGCAUGCGGAUUGGUCCAGAACCAACUACAGACUCUUUUAUUGCUGUUAUGCAUGGAGACAUAGAAGGCUUAAUCCCAGGCAAUGCUCUGGUGGUGGAUCCAAAAAAGCCAUUUCGAAAGCUCAAUGCAUUUGGCAACGCUUUCCUCAACAGGUUUGUGUGUGCUCAACUCCCCAACCCUGUUCUGGAAAGUAUCAGUGUGAUUGACACUCCAGGAAUCCUCUCUGGAGAAAAGCAGAGAAUUAGCAGAGGCUACGACUUUGCUGCUGUACUGGAGUGGUUUGCUGAGCGUGUGGACCGUAUUAUUUUGCUGUUUGAUGCUCACAAGCUUGACAUUUCUGAUGAGUUUUCUGAGGUGAUCAAGGCCUUAAAGAACCACGAGGACAAGAUCCGUGUGGUACUCAACAAAGCUGACCAAAUUGAAACUCAACAGCUGAUGCGUGUCUAUGGUGCCCUAAUGUGGUCUUUGGGUAAAAUCGUCAACACACCCGAGGUGAUCCGUGUGUACAUUGGUUCCUUCUGGUCACACCCACUGCUCAUCCCAGAUAAUCGUAAGCUGUUUGAGGCAGAAGAGCAGGACCUGUUUAAGGACAUCCAGUCUCUACCACGCAAUGCUGCCUUACGCAAGCUUAACGACCUUAUCAAACGGGCUCGACUUGCAAAGGUACAUGCCUACAUUAUCAGUUCUUUGAAAAAGGACAUGCCAUCAGUCUUUGGAAAAGAAAACAAGAAGAAGGAGCUGAUCAGCAGCCUGGGAGAGGUCUAUAGUCGAAUUGAGAGGGAACAUCAGAUUUCUCCAGGAGACUUCCCCAAUUUGAAAAAAAUGCAGGAGCAGCUUCAAGCCCAUGAUCUGAACAAGUUUCAACCAUUAAAACCAAAACUGUUAGAUGCUGUGGAUGACAUGUUGGCACAUGACAUUGCCCAACUGAUGGUACUGGUGCGACAAGAAGAAACACAGUGGCCUGGCCAAGUGGUGAAGGGUGGUGCAUUUGAGGGCACCAUGAAUGGGCCAUUUGGCCAUGGGUAUGGUGAGGGUGCUGGUGAGGGCAUUGAUGAGCUUGAGUGGGUGGUCGCACGAGACAAGCCCACAUAUGACGAGAUCUUUUACACACUCUCCCCUAUUAAUGGCAAGGUGAGUGGUGCCAAUGCAAAGAAGGAGAUGGUGAAGUCAAAGCUGCCCAAUACAGUUUUGGGAAAGAUCUGGAAGCUGGCUGACAUUGACAAGGAUGGCAUGCUGGACGAUGAAGAGUUUGCUCUGGCUAACCAUCUUAUAAAGGUAAAACUGGAAGGACACGAGCUUCCCAGUGAGAUUCCAGCCCAUUUGGUGCCUCCUUCAAAGAGAAAAAUACCAGAGUAAAACAAAGCAGGAUAUGGGUCAUAUUUUAGAAAAGUGUUUAUUAGGGCUUCUUAUGCUGAACACUGUGUGGACGUUAUACUGUCUGUAUUAAUGAAAUGUUGAUGACUACUCAGAAUUUUGCCUAGUCAAAGGGGUAGGUGACAUUAUGUCUGAUAACUCCUUUAACCAGUGUAUGUUUUGAUUAACUUUUAAAAAAUUCAAGUUCCAUGCAAGAUUUACUAAUAAUAUCAGUUGUAAAGCAUACUUAAACAAAACACUUGUUUUAAAUAGAUUAAAGCCACUUUUCGCAAAAUACACUGCAUUGUCAGGACCAAAAGCAAGCCAUAAUGUCUGAGGAAGUGUCUGUUUAUCUCGAUAAUCAAAGGCAUAGAUCAGGGCUUGGAUGUAAAACAAUAUGUAAGACUUUGAGUGUUUACAGGACCACAGUGGGCUCACUAAUUUUGAAGUCGAGGAAGCUUGGCACAACUUUGAACCUUUGUGGAGUUGGCUGUGUGUGCACAUUGAAUAUUUCUUUGGUCAGGUUUAAGACACAACUUGUCUUGGCUUGUCUGUUGUGUAUGUAUGGAACUUGACAGUUUGUUGUACAUCAGCCGUGAUUAAUACUAUUGAAGUAUUUUGAAUGCUAACUUAAAUCCUAUUAGACUAACCAAUAUUACAGCAGUAACAUUAAGACUUUAAUUAAUUAACAUUUUGUCUGGUCAGGACAUAUUUAGCCCUAUUAUUGCUUUAUGUAAAUGCAUGUACCCUGUGAGACAUGCUUUAGGCCACUGUUGCGGUCCAGCAGUACCAGUACUUUUAACACUGUAACUGUUAAACAAUGCUAUUCUUGUUUUAAAACCAUUUAGUGGUGUAAAAUAUUUAAACCCUUACCCAAUUUCUACAAUUUUUACCAAUUUCUCAUAUUAAAAGGUUGCAGAUCUUCCUAUACAUUUUAAUACAAGAUAGACAACAGUAAACACAAAAAUGUAGCUUAAUAUGAUAAUUUGGUUUGUUUGAAGAUUUAUUCCAAAUCUGAGUAAGCUAUUUUAAAAAGUAAUUGCCCCCCUAAACAUAAUAGCUGGUUGUGCCACCCUUGGCAUUAAGAACUGCAAUCAAAGUUUUGUGAUACCUUGUGAUAUUUUAAAAGGCUGUCAAGGAAUUUUGGCCCACUUUUCUUUGCAGAGUUAUUUUAAUUGGCUACAUUGAAGGUUUUUUCGAGCAUGAACUGCCUAUUUAAGGUCAAUCUCAGUGGUAUUCAGAUCGGGGCUUUUACUCGGCCCUUAAUUUUGUUUCUUUUUUGUGCCAUUCAGAGGUCUUGCUUGUGUUCUUCGAAUCAUUAUCCUGCUACAUAUCCUGCUUUAGGUCACACACUGACAGGUGGACAUUCUCCUUUAGGGUUUUCAGGUAGAUGUCAUAACUGAUGGAACCAUGAAUUCUAGCAAGUCAGCAAGAUCUAGCAGAAGAAAGCCUGGGUAUAACUAGUGAAAUUUAACCCAGUUGUUAAUUGAAUUUGGUACAUUGGUUAAUUUAGUGGCUAAGUAGGCAAUUACUUUUUCAUUUAGGACCAGGUAGGGCUGAACAGCAUUUCCCUUCAGUAAACAGAAUCAUGGGCAUCAGAGACAUUACCAGAAGGUCCUUUAACUUAUGUAUGUUGCGAAGCGCUUCAUUUUUCAGUGCAUCCUUGUGCCACCUGGUGCACCCCUUAUUUCGGUGAUCUCUUCUUGCAACCCAGUCAUCUUAGCAAAACUGUUUGACUCUUAUCAAAGUCACUCAGGUCUUUAUGCCGCUUUUAUCUGGUCCUGACCAUGACAUGCACAGUUGUUAUGAAAUAGGGAUUGUCCUGCACAUUUUUGGGAGGUGGGCCUAAUAUUUUGGCUCAUUGGGGUAUAGUCCAUUGAACCACAAAAGUUAGAAAUUUUCCUAAUUAUCUUGUAUGGUGAUCACCUCAAGCUUGUAUAUUUUCAAGUACUAAAAGUUCAAAACUGACCCUGUUUUUGUGUUUGUAUAACUUAUACAAUAAACUAAUAGACAUCUGAUAAUAAACUAUCAAUUAUUACAUCAA